Molecule: messenger RNA, 1453 nt
Organism: Drosophila persimilis
Lineage: Eukaryota; Metazoa; Arthropoda; Insecta; Diptera; Drosophilidae
Gene: Yeti
Product: craniofacial development protein 1
Exons: 2
Coding region: 166-993 (275 amino acids)
Source: RefSeq, a predicted model, not a curated record
UAUUUAAGUAGCUGCUGCUGUAGCUGGAUAUAGGACAACGUAUCUAACCAGAAUAACAAAACGUUUCAACACGAGAAGUAUACAUACCGGAACAAAAUAUUUAUUGAAUAAAUAUAUAUUGAAAUAUAUAACAAAGUCGGUGUGAAUAAAAAGUAAAUAGAAAAUAUGAACAAGGAAGAAGAAUAUACAUCGGAAAGCGAAAACGACGAAGAUUAUUGCAUUGACGGUGAAAAUGUUGACUCGGGAAGCGACGAUGAUAGCAUCAAUAAUGACGCUGAUUCCGAAAACUACGAUUCUGACGAUAAACCUUCCAAAUCCACCAAGAAUCAGAAAAAACAUAUUUCCUCUAAUGUCUAUGAAUCUGAAAGUUCCAUACCUCGCAAAACAAGACAAGCAGACAGGAACAAAAAUGAUCGCAUAAAUAUGGAAAAAGACGAGCUGGAGUCAGAUGAGGAAACAGAUAAAUCGCGUUCCAAUGCGCUCUGGGCCGACUUUUUAAGCGACGUUGGGACAGAGAAACAAAUUCAACAUAAGACGAAAUCUGUGGAGACACCAGUAGAACCCACAGACGACACCAAGAUUGCUUCAAAGAAACUUACCCCAGCAAUUAUCCCUCGAGAAGACACUUCUAAAUGUUUAAAUACGAUUUUCGAUGUAGAAAAAAGUAAGGACUCCACCAAUGCAAAGGAAAACCAACAGCAACCUGUAGCCACCAGUUCGAAAUGCUUCUCUCGUGUAUCCAAAAGACCGCAAAUUGGAAGUGGAGUUGGCUCUUUUCUAAAUCAACUGGGGAAAAAAAAGAAAUUGUCUGUGCUGGAAAAGUCGCAAAUGGAUUGGAAAACUUUUAAAACAGACGAAGGUAUUAAUGAGCAGCUGAGCACUCACAAUAAAGGCAAGGAUGGUUAUUUAGAACGGCAGGACUUUUUACAGAGAACCGAUUUGCGACAAUUUGAAAUUGAGAAAAACUUACGUCAAACGCGCCGGCAAAACUAAGUCCUGUCUCGGCUAUACUCAUUCCCUUUUAUGGAAUUUUCAAAUAAAAAUCCAUAUACCGAUUACAUUCUAAAUUUAAGUGAAAUAAUAUUCAAUCCAAAUAGAACGUUUUGAGAUACAUAUAUUAUUUAAGUCUACGUAAACUACUUUGAAUUUUGCAAGCACGGUAGCCACAUCGAAAAAUCAGAAUUCGCCAACAAAAUUUAAAAACAUCGCCUACUUUAUUAAGAAAUCCGAAAAAUUAUUAAUGGUUCAUAAAUUUAUAUAUUUCUCUAACUAACACUGCCUGUUUUUCCCAUUAGAUCUGCAUCUGGUCUCACAAAUCUUUUAGUUAGUUACACUUAAGUCUAGUAGAACCAAAGUAGUAGACCUAUGGUAAAAAUAUCGACAAUUUCAAUAAAAUAAAAAAAAAUUUAGGCGAAAAAUCGCCAAGUGUUGCAACCGUGAUUGUAAUGUAUAA